Molecule: messenger RNA, 1143 nt
Organism: Fraxinus pennsylvanica
Lineage: Eukaryota; Viridiplantae; Streptophyta; Magnoliopsida; Lamiales; Oleaceae
Source: the annotation of a GenBank genome assembly
AUGGAGGCAAAUGCAUGUGAUGUCAAUCACUUGGAUGCUGAUGCCCUUUUGCCACCUCGAAAGCGGCUUCUGGCAGGAUUGAAGAGACGGAAUUCUGAUCUUAACUGCCACACCCCAUCCGCUGCUUGUAAUGCGCGGAAUGGAUAUGAUGCUCACCUUAGUAAUGUAUUGCGAUCUAACUUGGAUAACCCUAGUCUUUCCAAUGAGGAGCUUGUUGAAGCCUCCAGAUUGGCUGCUAUAAAAGCGACAAAGGCUGCAGAGGCUGCAAGAGCUAUCGCGGAAGAGAAGGCUGCUAAAGCAGCAAAGGCAGUGGCUGCUGCCAAGAGUGCUUUGGAACUUGUUGCUUUUCUUUCAGAUGAGAGUGCUAACAAAGAAAAAUAUCUGAAAAAGAACAAGAUGAAGAAGCAUGUCCCUGUUCAAACAUUGUACAAUAAGCACAAAGGAAUUUCAAAUUGCAAAACAGAUGAAGAAUUAGCCCGGAAGUUGCACCGUGACAUCAACAGCUCCCCAAGAAUUUCCAAGAACUUCCCAUCUUCUGAUUUGAAGAAUCACAAACAUAAGAGGUUGAAGAGCUCAACUUCUGGAAGAACUUGUGUUGACAGUGGAGGUUCAGUCUGUGAAAGGAGUCAAUCUUCCACGAGCAAUGGGAAUGGGUCAGUAGGAAAAAUACACACUGAAGGUCUAGUAAAGGAGGUAGAGAAGAUUAUGGUAGAUCUGAAUACAUCGAAAUUCUACAAUGAUGACCAACCAAAGUUGGAAAAUGGAGAAGGAUCACAAUAUAAAUAUGAUAAAUCUGAGCGACUGAAGUUGCAAAAUGAGGUAACUGGAACACUUCACUCAGAGGAGAAUUUUUUGGAAUCAUUGGAUAGUUUUGGUAAAAAAAGAGGAAGGAUUAAACAAAAAAAGUUGCCCUUGAGCAUUUGUAGUUUCAGAGAUCAAACAAACCCCAAUGUGGAUCUGAAAUCUAAAGGCAUGUUAGAGACACAAGAUAAUGCACGCAAAGCUGCAGUGGGCAAUAAGUCCCCAUUUUCUGUAGGGUCUUCUGGUGGUAGUUCGAUGCCUGUUGAGAGGACAUCCAUGUGGAAGUGCCAGGCGUUCAAGACACCUGGUUGUGUUAAACAAAAUAAAGUCAUGCAGUCGUAG